Messenger RNA from Pecten maximus, 11023 nucleotides. Its product is annotated as potassium channel subfamily T member 2-like. NCBI's taxonomy places the organism in Eukaryota, Metazoa, Mollusca, Bivalvia, Pectinida, Pectinidae. Gene Ontology annotation, molecular function: intracellular sodium-activated potassium channel activity. Gene Ontology annotation, biological process: potassium ion transport. The record is from RefSeq and is a predicted model, not a curated record. The coding region runs from base 7 to 3738 and encodes 1243 amino acids. Gene Ontology annotation, cellular component: membrane. The transcript is spliced from 30 exons.
GAGGACAUGGCGUCAGGCAGGAAGGACGUGUGCGACGGCAUUGACCUGAAAUGGAUGUACGACUCGGAUGAUUCGGACGACAAUGAAUGGAAGCGAAGAGGUUCGAGAUCUAGCUACCGUCGAGUUCGUCAGUCGGGCUCGAUCGCUGUAGACUCUCCGGUACAUGGCUCGUCUCCCGUCAAAGACCUCAGUCAUGAGGCGUCUUUCCGCGGACGACUACGGAAGAGCAUCAUCCGGAACUCCAAAGCCAGGGUGAUCAGUACUAUAUUUGACAUAACAACAAAGAGUGUGAUGUGUAUUCUCUACUUUCUUCGGGUUCAACUAGACGACCACACUACAUAUCACUGUGGAGGUGAGGCUUGUGUCAACAACACCCUUCCUGAGCUCCUCACUACAAAUAACGACGACGGCAUGGUUCACUCCUCAUCGGCUAUCAACUGGCAUGUGAUAAUCUGGGUGGAUCGGCCCCUACCCCUGUGGAUUGUACAGGUCGUACUGUCCAUGGCCAGUUUUAUAAAGGCUUUGAUAUUUAUUGCUAUAGCAAAGGGAAACCAGUCCAGAUUUGACACAAUGAUGCAGACAAAGUUUAUCCUGGAAUUUUUCUGCUCAGCACCUCUCAUCUUCACAGCGUGUUACCCUAUGCUGUUUAGAAAUCUGUUUGUACCAUCAUUCCUCAACUGUUGGCUGGCAAGAUAUGCCCUGGAAAAAUUGUUUAAUGAUCUUCACAUCACAAAACAGAGAUUCCAGGAAAUCUCGGUCACAUUGUCACAACAGCUCUUCAUCCUCUUCGUCACUCUCUUCUGUCUCAUCUUCACCACUGUUUGUGGAGUACAACACAUACAGAGAGCCAGUCUGGAAUCCCCUCUCACCAUGUUUGAGUCGUUCUACUUCACGAUCGUCACCUUUUCUACCGUCGGGUACGGAGACAUCUCCCCAGAUAUAUGGCUGGGCCAGGUUUUCAUGGUCUUGAUGAUUUGUGUAGCCUUUGCAUACAUCCCACGCCAGGUAGAGGUGAUAGGCUCCACCUGGAUGGAGAGACAGAGAGCAGGAGGGGUGUACAGUCGCCGUGAAGCAGCCGGCAACAAACACGUGAUUGUUUGCUGUCAACAGUUCUCGUCCGAGGCUGUCAUGGAUUUCCUCACGGAGUUCUAUGCCCAUCCAAAACUUGAGGACCACACUGUCAUACUACUUGGUUCGGGCGAGCUUGGCAGUAGUAUGCAGGUCAUCAUAAGGGAUCCAAAAUGGGCCAACAGAGUCAUCUACAUAAGAGGAUCAGCCCUCAAGGACAUCGACCUUAAACGGUGCAGGAUCAACAGAGCAGAGGCCUGUUUUGUAUUACCACCCGGCAACUGUACAGACAAGGACCAGGCUGAUAAGCAUACUAUAUUGCGCUCCUGGGCCGUUAAGGAUUUCGCUCCCAAAUGUCAACAGUAUGUACAGCUGUUCAGGGUGGAGAAUAAGAUGCAUGUCAGAUUUGCUGAACAUGUGGUCUGUGAGGAUGAGUUUAAAUAUGCCCUGUUAGCCAACAACUGUCUCUACCCUGGUCUGUCUACACUGGUGUCUCUACUGAUGCAUACCUCAACAGGAUAUGAGGGUUCGUUAGCAAGUGAGACGUGGCAGCAGAUUUAUGGUCAACACUCUGGAAAUGAGAUCUACCACAUCCAGCUAUGUAAGAGUAUCUUCUUUAGUCAGUAUGAGGGGAAGAAAUUCACUGAGGCAUCAGCUGAUGCUCAUAAACGAUAUGGUGUCACUCUUCUGGGGAUCUUGGAUGUGGAGAGUACUGUGGGGGAACCUCGCCUACAACUCAACCCUGGCAUGCACUGCUACCUAAAAAAAUCAGAUUUCUGCUUUUACAUGAGCAUAACAAAGGAAGAAUACUCAAAAAUCAAAACUCAAGAUGUUCAGAAAGAGAAGGGCAAAAGUCAGAGAGAAAGAAAUUAUGCUACGAUGGCUUCAGAGCUGCAGAAGUUUAUAGAGACGCGUGGUGAUGAAGAGGAUUCUGACGGUGAAGAGAGUGUAUUUAACACCCUUAACUCACAGGCUGGGAUAGAGUUUAAAAAACAGCUCCUUCUAGAUGUACCAGGGGAACCAGCUCCGGACACCCUCCUUGGUCACAACGCUGAUGUCACAGACUCGGCCGCCAAUGCCAAAGUCCAACAGAUCAUGGAGGACAUCGGACAGGAGGAAGUGAUUACUGGUAUACCUCCUAUAACACUGUACGCUGGUACCAAAAACACAAGCUGCUACCUUGUCAAAAAAGAGCGGCCGCUCUGCUGUCUCCGCUGGGGAGAGAAUUGUGAGCACUGUAAUUUUAAGAAUGCAAAUGAACAGCGAUGGCAGGGGCGCCUAAUUAUCCUAUCUACAGAACGGCCACAUUCCGGUAUCUACAACUUCAUCAUUCCUCUGAGGUCACAGUUCAUCAACAUGGUGUCACUUAGUCCUAUAAUUCUAUUACUGGAGCUGGAACCAGAUAGCCUAUUUCUGGAGACCAUCGCCAAAUUCCCAAUGGUGUACUGGAUGAAAGGUUCGCUCAAUGUGGACGACUUACUUGUGGCCGGUAUACAGAAGUCCAGUCACCUUGUGGUCACUAAUCGUGAGUGUAAGGACACUGUAGAGACGGAGAAUGUUCUCGUCGACUCGGAGACUAUUGUCGCUGUACAGACCGUCUCCAAACUUUUCCCGAAUGCCAAUAUUAUCACUGAGCUUGAUAAAGCAUCCAACAUGCGGUUUAUGCAAUUUCAAGCACAUGAUCACUACGCUCAGAAAAUCUCCAAACUUGAGAAGAAACUGAAAGAACACAUGAGAACGACGUUGACUCAUAUUUUCCGUCUGCCGUUUGCUGCAGGCCGUGUUUUCAGUGGGAGCAUGUUGGACACACUUCUCUAUCAGACCUUUGUGAAGGGAUAUUUGAUCAAGUUUGCACGGCUGUUGCUGGGGAUUGAUGCUGAAAUGAACUCUGGCCAUCUAUCUAGUAUAAAAGUCAAACGUCCCGUUCUUGCCAAGUACAGGACAUAUGGAGACUUGUACCAGGGCCUGUGUGCCAUGACAGGGGAGGUUCCUAUAGCUAUUUAUAGAACUGAAAAAAGGAAACACAUAGACGACGAGGAGGAUAAUGCAGCGAACAACAACAAAUCAGCAGACGAAGAGGGUCUCACACGGAGAGCUUCAGCUACGAAAAAAGUCUCCCUCAACAUCAAACAGUUCUACGAGAAGUCGGAGAAGGACGACAUUUCUGAUCUGAUCAGGAAUAGGAUGAAAUCAUUAGAGAUGGAUACACUGAGUUUCUGUGAGCAUGAUGAGAUGGGUACACCAGUAUCAUAUGUGAUCCUAAACCCACAUCCACAAAGAAAACUGAGGAAGGGAGACUUGGUAUACGUUAUACAACCAAGCUCCAUGUUUGCCAUUCCCUCCAAGGUGAACAAAAUAAAAGGUCGCCGGAGAGCAUGGUCAUACAAGUCGCCCAGUACAGAGGAGAUACUCAAACAUGCCCAGUAUCGACCACGAAGCCAUUCUGUUGAUGAUGGAAUUGGUUGUGCAUCAGCCCUGGGAUCAGAGUUAUUGGGCGGACAUCGUGAUAGUUUAGGGGAUGGACAGGGAGACAGGACCAGACAGACAUCGGGGCCAGACAAUGAGCCAGAAAAUACAAACGUUAGUCCUGUGCCACAGAUUGUUGUGACCAAGGCCAAAACAGGCAAAGUUUUUACGAUGGAACGAACUUCAGAGUUAGAACUGCUUUAAGUGAACAGAUCUAUUACAUUCAUUUUUUGCUCACAUCUGUGACAGAUAAAUUGUAAAUAAGGUACACACUGUGUCUGGUAUUGGAAGACAAUAUAAGUAGACUAUGAAGUACCGUACUGUGUUUAUACUGCAAUAUCUCUGGCAUGCCUACACAAAACCUUAACAUAAGCUUAUCAAGUAUGAAAUGAAAAUUGUUUGGUAAUGUUACUGAACAGCAAUAUAUUUGGGUAUAUAUGCAUUACUGGAUAAAUCCAGUACUUUGUUCGGAAAUGUUGAAUUAGGUGUUGUUAGUUGUGGUUUAAGAAUCAUACCUAGAGCCUUAUCAUCCUGUGCUUGCUUUCAAUUGAGACACAUCUUCAGUAUCACGUGUAGUUGGUUUCUGUUGAGUCACACCUUCAGUAUCGUGUGGUUGGUUUCUGUUGAGACACACCUUCAGUAUCGUGUGGUUGGUUUCUGUUGAGACACACCUUCAGUAUCGUGUGGUUGGUUUCUGUUGAGACACACCUUCAGUAUCAUGUGGUUGGUUUCUGUUGAGACACACCUUCAGUAUCGUGUGGUUGGUUUCUGUUGAGACACACCUUCAGUAUCGUGUGGUUGGUUUCUGUUGAGUCACACCUUCAGUAUCAUGUGGUUGGUUUCUGUUGAGACACACCUUCAGUAUCACGCGUGGUUGGUUUCUGUUGAGACACACCUUCAGUAUCGUGUGGUUGGUUUCUGUUGAGACACACCUUCAGUAUCGUGUGGUUGGUUUCUGUUGAGUCACACCUUCAGUAUCAUGUGGUUGGUUUCUGUUGAGACACACCUUCAGUAUCACGCGUGGUUGGUUUCUGUUGAGACACACCUUCAGUAUCGUGUGGUUGGUUUCUGUUGAGACACCUUCAGUAUCAUGUGGUUGGUUUGUGUUGAGACACACCUUCAGUAUCAUGUGGUUGGUUUGUGUUGAAACACACCUUCAGUAUCAUGUGGUUGGUUUCUGUUGAGUCACACCUUCAGUAUAAUGUGGUUGGUUUCUGUUGAGACACACCUUCAGUAUCAUGUGGUUGGUUUCUGUUGAGUCACACCUUCAGUAUAAUGUGGUUGGUUUCUGUUGAGACACACCUUCAGUAUAAUGUGGUUGGUUUCUGUUGAGACACACCUUCAGUAUCAUGUGGUUGGUUUCUGUUGAGACCCACCUUCAGUAUAAUGUGGUUGGUUUCUGUUGAGACACACCUUCAGUAUCAUGUGGUUGGUUUCUGUUGAGACACACCUUCAGUAUCACGCAUGGUUGGUUUCUGUUGAGACACACCUUCAGUAUUGUGUGGUUGGUUUCUGUUGAGACACACCUUCAGUAUCGUGUGGUUGGUUUCUGUUGAGACACACCUUCAGUAUCAUGUGGUUAGUUUCUGUUGAGACACACCUUCAGUAUCAUGUGGUUGGUUUCUGUUGAGACACACCUUCAGUAUCGUGUGGUUGGUUUCUGUUGAGACACACCUUCAGUAUCAUGUGGUUGGUUUCUGUUGAGACACCUUCAGUAUCGUGUGGUUGGUUUUUGUUGAGACACACCUUCAGUAUCGUGUGGUUGGUUUCUGUUGAAACACACCUUCAGUAUCGUGUGGUUGGUUUCUGUUGAGUCACACCUUCAGUAUAAUGUGGUUGGUUUCUGUUGAGACACACCUUCAGUAUCAUGUGGUUGGUUUCUGUUGAGUCACACCUUCAGUAUAAUGUGGUUGGUUUCUGUUGAGACACACCUUCAGUAUAAUGUGGUUGGUUUCUGUUGAGACACACCUUCAGUAUCGUGUGGUUGGUUUCUGUUGAGACACACCUUCAGUAUCGUGUGGUUGGUUUCUGUUGAGACACACCUUCAGUAUCAUGUGGUUGGUUUCUGUUGAGACACACCUUCAGUAUCGUGUGGUUGGUUUCUGUUGAGACACACCUUCAGUAUCGUGUGGUUGGUUUCUGUUGAGACACACCUUCAGUAUUGUGUGGUUGGUUUCUGUUGAGUCACACAUUCAGUAUAAUGUGGUUGGUUUCUGUUGAGACACACCUUCAGUAGCGUGUGGUGGGUUUCUGUUGAGACACACCUUCAGUAUCAUGUGGUUGGCUUCUGUUGAGACACACCUUCAGUAUCAUAUGGUUGGUUUCUGUUGAGACACCUUCAGUAUCAUGUGGUUGGUUUCUGUUGAGACACACCUUCAGUAUCACGUGGUUGGUUUCUGUUGAGACACACCUUUAGUAUCACGUGUGGUUUGUUUCUGUUGAGACACACCUUCAGUAUCAUGUGGUUGGUUUCUGUUGAGACACACCUUCAGUAUCGUGUGGUUGGUUUCUGUUGAGACACACCUUUAGUAUCAUGUGGUUGGUUUCUGUUGAGACACACCUUUAGUAUCAUGUGGUUGGUUUCUGUUGAGACACACCUUCAGUAUCACGUGUGGUUGGUCUCUGUUGAGACACACCUUCAGUAUAAUGUGGUUGGUUUCUGUUGAGUCACACCUUCAGUAUCGUGUGGUUGGUUUCUGUUGAGACACACCAUCAGUAUCGUGUGGUUGGUUUCUGUUUAGACACACCUUCAGUAUCGUGUGGUUGGUUUCUGUUGAGACACAUUCAGUAUCGUGUGGUUGGUUUCUGUUGAGACACACCUUCAGUAUCGUGUGGUUGGUUUCUGUUGAGACACAUCUUCAGUAUCGUGUGGUUGGUUUCUGUUGAGACACACCAUCAGUAUCGUGUGGUUUGUUUCUGUUGAGACACACCAUCAGUAUCGUGUGGUUGGUUUCUGUUGAGACACACCUUCAGUAUCGUGUGGUUGGUUUCUGUUGAGACACAUCUUCAGUAUCGUGUGGUUGGUUUCUGUUGAGACACACCUUCAGUAUCGUAUGGUUGGUUUCUGUUGAGACACCUUCAGUAUCGUGUGGUUGGUUUCUGUUGAGACACAUCUUCAGUAUCGUGUGGUUGGUUUCUGUUGAGACACACCUUCAGUAUCGUGUGGUUGGUUUCUGUUGAGUCACACCUUCAGUAUCAUGUGGUUGGUUUCUGUUGAGACACACCUUCAGUAUCGUAUGGUUGGUUUCUGUUGAGACACAUCUUCAGUAUCGUGUGGUUGGUUUCUCUUCAGUAUCGUGUGGUUGGUUUCUGUUGAGACACACCUUCAGUAUCGUAUGGUUGGUUUCUGUUGAGACACCUUCAGUAUCGUGUGGUUGGUUUCUGUUGAGACACAUCUUCAGUAUCAUGUGGUUGGUUUCUGUUGAGACACACCUUCAGUAUCGUGUGGUUGGUUUCUGUUGAGUCACACCUUCAGUAUCGUGUGGUUGGUUUCUGUUGAGACACACCUUCAGUAUCGUAUGGUUGGUUUCUGUUGAGACACAUCUUCAGUAUCGUGUGGUUGGUUUCUGUUCAGACACACCUUCAGUAUCGUGUGGUUGGUUUCUGUUGAGACACAUCUUCAGUAUCGUGUGGUUGGUUUCUGUUGAGACACACCUUCAGUAUCGUGUGGUUGGUUUCUGUUGAGACACACCUUCAGUAUCGUGUGGUUGGUCUCUGUUGAGACACACCUUCAGUAUAAUGUGGUUGGUUUCUGUUGAGACACACCUUCAGUAUCACGUGUGGUUGGUCUCUGUUGAGACACACCUUCAGUAUCGUGUGGUUGGUCUCUGUUGAGACACACCUUCAGUAUCGUGUGGUUGGUCUCUGUUGAGACACACCUUCAGUAUCACGUGGUUGGUUUCUGUUGAGACACACCUUUAGUAUCACGUGUGGUUGGUCUCUGUUGAGACACACCUUCAGUAUCACAUGGGCUAACCAGAGAGUAUUAUUGAUAUAUUAAUAAGGUGUGUUACAGUAACCAGAUAGAAAUGCAUUAUAUGGUUAUAUUAGGGAUGAAAAUCAAAGUGCAUAUUGUGGAAUGAAUCUCUGUGAUAAGUUUAUACAUGUAUUAAGAAAUAGUUCAAUAUUGAGUUAUAUUAUAAAGGUUAAAUACUCAUAAAGAAUUUGAUGAUAAGUUGUUGUAAGAUUCUGAUUUCUAUAAGGCCUUUGGUUGAUACAGUAUUAAGUACUCAGUAUAAGGCACUGUGGUUAGUACAUGUAAUGCAGGCCAGAUGUAUACAUCUGUAAUACUCCACGAAGUUUAUAUUUUAACUGAUUCUCCAAUGGACAUACAUGUGAUAAUUUGGCCUAUUAUGGAGUGUUAUAGUAUGGGUUUCACAUUAAUUUGGCCUAUUUAUAAUGGAGUAUAAUAGUAUGGGUUUAACAUUAAUUUGGCCUAUUAUGGAGUAUUACAGUAUGGGUUUAACAUUAAUUUGGCCUAUUAUGGAGUAUUACAGUAUUGGUUUAACAUUAAUUUGACCUAUUAUGGAGUAUUACAGUAUGGGUUUAACAUUAAUUUGACCUAUUAUGGAGUAUUAAAGUAUGGGUUUAACAUUAAUUUGGCCUAUUAUGGAGUAUAAUAGUAUGAGUUUAACAUUAAUUUGGCCUAUUAUGGGGUAUUAUAGUAUGGGUUUAACAUUAAUUUGUCCUAUUAUGGAGUAUAACAGAAUGGGUUUAACAUUAAUUUGGCCUAUUAUGGAGUAUUACAGAAUGGGUUUAACAUUAAUUUGGCCUAUUAUGGAGUAUUACAGUAUGGGUUUAACAUUAAUUUGGCCUAUUAUGGAGUAUAAUAGUAUGGGUUUAACAUUAAUUUGGCCUAUUAUGGAGUAUAAUAGUAUGAGUUUAACAUUAAUUUGGCCUAUUAUGGGGUAUUAUAGUAUGGGUUUAACAUUAAUUCGUCCUAUUAUGGAGUAUAAUAGUAUGGGUUUAACAUUAAUUUGGCCUAUUAUGGAGUAUAAUAGUAUGAGUUUAACAUUAAUUUGGCCUAUUAUGGGGUAUUAUAGUAUGGGUUUAACAUUAAUUUGGCCUAUUAUGGAGUAAUAAUAGUAUAGGUUUAACAUUAAUUUGGCCUAUUAUGGAGUAUAAUAUUAUGGGUUAAACAUUAGUUUGGCCUAUUAUGGAGUAUAAUAGUAUGGGUUUAACAUUAAUUUGGCCUAUUAUGGAGUAAUAAUAGUAUAGGUUUAACAUUAAUUUGGCCUAUUAUGGAGUAUAAUAGUAUAGGUUUAACAUUAAUUUGGCCUAUUAUGGAGUAAUAAUAGUAUAGGUUUAACAUUAAUUUGGCCUAUUAUGGAGUAUAAUAGUAUGGGUUUAACAUUAAUUUGACCUAUUAUGGAGUGUUAUAGUAUGGGUUUACCAAUUAAAAUCUCAUUUUUUCAUAUGGCAAAAUCAUUGAUAAUUAUGUCAAAAAAGUUUUAGUAUUAGUAUUUAGAUUUUGAAAUGGCCAUAUAUAUACAAUAUAUAGUUAGUUGUGGGUUUACUCCUAUUCUGAAUAAAAAAGUGUUUUCACUAGAUUUCUGUACAUCAGUAACAAAUUAGGUACCACUAAUAAACAAUAAACCAUAAAUAGUCUCGAAAAAACAUGUACAAACUGUAAAUAGGUUGUUUACUGGCUCAGGUAUUGGUAACUUUGGUAAGAUGAUUGACAGCAGACAGUGCUGCUAGUCUGAGUUUAAAGGUGACAGAAUAUUGAUCUUUUCCCCUUCCUACCUAUGUUUAUGGAAUUUGAGAAUUGACAUGUGGAUGUUUUCAUGUUUAUAUCAAUGAACCUCUUGUGUGAUUUGAUGGGUAUACUAAUAUGUGAUGGAGGUUAUCAUGUAUGAUUGUCAGACAUAUUACUGGUUGUGCUUUAUAUGUACACAAUCUCAACAAUUCAUUGAGUCAGAUGGAGAAGUAUUAAAGUCUUUACACUUUUGAGAUUAUUAUCAGUUUUAUGUGAUAAUUAAUACAUUAUUUAGUUUUAUGUGAUAAUUAAUACAUUAUUUAUAUGUAGCUGUCGGUUUAUGGAUCUGUAUAAUGCAUAAUGCUUAACUAUUUAUAGUAUGAUAUUAUUAUGAUAUUGUGUGCAAACAAAUUGGAUGUGAAUGUAUUUUUUUCACACGACUUGUUCAAAAAGACCAAUAGUUAAGAGAUAUUUCAUAAUGUAGCAUGUUGCAUCAAUACACUUUUUGUGAUACAUGUAAAUUAAGUUCCUUUGAAUAAGUUGAUCAUUUGUAUAUGAUAUUUUUUGUUGAAAGUUGUAUUGAACUUGAUAUGUUUCUACUUAAUUUUGCAUUCCAUAUAUGUCUAUGAAAAGUGUUUUAGUGGCACUUAGCAUCUGUACUGUGCAUACAUGUACAACAUGUACAAUUUAUAUACACUGUCAUUGUACAGCUGAAUACGGUCGUAUAUACAUUGUCAUUGUACAGCUGAGUACGGCCGUAUAUAUAUAUACACUGUCAUUGUACAGCUGAAUACGGCUGUAUAUACAUUGUCAUUGUACAGCUGAAUACGGCUGUAUAUACAUUGUCAUUGUACAGCUGAAUAUGGCCGUAUAUACACUGUCAUUGUACAGCUGAAUACGGCCGUAUAUACACUGUCAUUGUACAGCUGAAUACGGCCGUAUAUACACUGUCAUUGUACAGCUGAAUACGGCCGUAUAUACACUGUCAUUGUACAGCUGAAUACGGCCGUAUAUGCAUUGUCAUUGUACAGCUGAGUACGGCCGUAUAUAUAUAUACACUGUCAUUGUACAGCUGAAUACGGCCGUAUAUACACUGUCAUUGUACAGCGGAAUACGGCCGUAUAUACACGCAUUGUCAUUGUACAGCUGAAUACGGACGUAUAUACAUUGUCAUUGUACAGCUGAAUACGGCCGGGCGACACUAAUAACUGGGCCCUGUUAAUGUUGUUCAGAAGGUAAUUAGCAAAUUAUAGUUUACCUGUAAUAACAAUUUCUAAAUCCUGAUUAAAUCAUUUCUGGUAAAACUAACUUGACAACAUUUUAUGAAACUAAUCAUACACGUCAGUCCCCUGUCUACGUCUGUAUUUUAAGGAAAACACAGGUUUAGAAGUAAAGGAGAAAUGAGAUUUUUACUAAUGAAGUGACUAAGCUACAGGUAGUCACCUUUUGAACAUCUGGACCUAGAGGUGUACUUUAUCCUGCUACUUUUCUGUUAAAUAGCUUUUUUCUGUUAUUACGACCCUGUCUGCUGUUUGUUUUCCAACUCAGCAGCAAACAUGAUAACCCACCGAUAUUUAUAUUUGGGACUUCAGAGUAGGUUCCUGAUUUUUAUAUGUUAUGUACAACUACAUUUAAGUAUAAAACCUUGAUGUUAAAGUUAUCAAUCAUCACUUGACAGAAACAUUUCAAUAUACAUUGUAUACUUAUGUGAGUGGCUCUCAGCAAUCUGAAAUGGAUGUCAAACAUAUCUUAGCAACAUAAUUAAAUCAAUUAUAUCAUACUUUCUUUGUU